This is a messenger RNA of Cetraspora pellucida, 269 nucleotides long. Lineage: Eukaryota; Fungi; Glomeromycota; Glomeromycetes; Diversisporales; Gigasporaceae. The record is from the annotation of a GenBank genome assembly.
CUAAUUGAAUUUACAAAAGAUGAGGUCAUAAUUAUGUAUUCAGAUAAAACCAAAAGAUCUUUUAAUUUUCAAAUUGUAGAAUCAAGUAAAAAUAUGAUGGAUCUUAAAAGUAAGGCAGCUAACAAACUAGAUAUGGUACUUGAGGCUAAGAAGGAGGAUAGCAAAAAAAGUAAUAAUAAAGAAGAAGAUGCCAAUAUGAUAGAGAAUGACUAUGAAGAGGAAGUUGAUAAAAUGUAUAAAGGAAAGAUGAACAAUAAAGCUGAAGAGGA